Molecule: messenger RNA, 1412 nt
Organism: Orbicella faveolata
Lineage: Eukaryota; Metazoa; Cnidaria; Anthozoa; Scleractinia; Merulinidae
Product: sodium/mannose cotransporter SLC5A10-like
Biological process (GO): transmembrane transport
Cellular component (GO): plasma membrane
Molecular function (GO): D-glucose:sodium symporter activity
Source: RefSeq, a predicted model, not a curated record
GAUGGGUUUUUGUGCCAAUUUACCUCAAAUCCAGGGUAAGUUUGCUGUCGAAUGUUUCUGUAGGACAUUGUACAGUGGCAAUGACAGAUUAUUGUACUGCGCGUAUAAAAGAUUCUACAGAUUUCCUUCACUGAAGAGAGUUUGCUAACCAUUUUGGAGAGGCUGGUCAUUGUUGAAAGGUUAAAAUAAGAGUAAAUCUCCCACCUGGAACGAAAAUAUGUGGCCACUAUAGAGACGUCAGCCGUUGUGGGAAGGUGGCCAUUCAAUAGAGAUUCGACUGUAGUAAUCUUAUGAGUUCGUCUGCUAACAGUGCCAGUUACAUGAUUAGAUUUUGUAUUUUUCAGUAUCAUUAUCAUAACUAAAUAAAUAAUUGACUAUUUUGAUUCCUUUAGGUGUACACGACGCCUGAAUACUUGCUGAAAAGAUUCCACAGCACAAAGAUUCGAACAUGUUUGACAGCAGUGGCUCUUAUCUCGUAUGUCCUCACCAAAAUUUCUGUAAGUGAUAUCCACCUAAAUUCGAAUGCAGUAUCUAAACAACUUGUAUGAACCCGAACACAAAAUGAAGUUGACGACUCCAUUUCGUCUUGAGCUCUUGCGUGUAAUACACGCCAGUCACAACAACUUUGUCGGGGGAAUCGAAUAUAAGGCAAAGUAGACAUGUAAGCCAAGGCUUUCCUUGGAAACGCAAAGUAACGACAGCAGGAAUAUAUAUCACCUGGAUAAUCGAUUAUUAUCAGUUCUUUCAUUUUAUGACGUCGAAAGGUAGAUAAAUGUUCUUCAUUUCUCUAUUACAGGUCGAUAUCUAUGCCGGCAGUGUGUUUCUGUAUGAAGCUGUUGGUUGGAAUGUUUAUCUCUCUGCUGCUUGUAUUUUGGCCAUCACAGCUGUCUACACUGUCUUGGGUGGUUUAACGGCUGUAUUCUUCACCGACGUGCUGCAGUGUACCAUAAUGAUCAUUGGUGCCAUUGUUGUCGCUAUAAUGAGCUUUUCGAAAGUUGGUGGAAUGGAUGGUCUGUGGGAGAAAUAUGGUUCUGCUAUCGGUCAAUCCAUUACAACCACUACUGUUGCACCAACAACGGUAGCCAGCAAUUUCACGACAGUAGCUGCUGCUUUAAGCACCGUGACAUCCACAGCUUCGAAUCACAGCAGCAACCAAACUGCUGAUAGCUGCUUCAAGUUAACUCCUUAUUGGGGUAACCUGGUGCGACCACUGGACGACCCAGACUACCCCUGGUUGGGAUUGUGGACGUCUCUGUUCAUUACAUCUGUGUGGUACUUUUGCACUGACCAGGUAAAAUGUGAAAAAAAAUCUAAUUUUAUUUGCUGAGUAUACUGAGUACUGAAUUGCGAUGCUCGCACCCUAUGAGUUUGAAUCAGUAUGGAAAUGGAAGUAAAUGUUUUGGGCUCGCGGU